ACGAUACCCCAGGCUAAUGACAGGAGCUACGGCGCACGUCGGCCUAUCGGACCGGCAGCGCAUCUGCGGACCGGGGCUGUUAUAAGAUGAUGGACGACAGCGAACUGCAGGUGCAGGUGCAGCGGAGACAUCAACCCAACGUUCAAGAUGGGCAAGAAGAAGAUCUACCGAUCCCCCUAUCCCAACCUCCAAGUCGAGGCAGUGGACCUUGUGUCAAAGGUCUUCUCGAAUCCCUUCAACACGCCUUUGUCCAAGCCGAUGUAUAUCGACGCCCUGAGCGGUGACCAAUACACGUACGGAGAUGUCAUUCAACGCACGCGUGCCCUAGCCAACGGCCUACAGAGCGAAUUCGGCCUCAAAGCAGACGAUGUAGUCGCUUUAUUCAGCCCGAAUACCAUCGAGUACCCCAUCGCCUGCCAUGCCAUCAUCGGCUCGCAGGCUGUUGUCGCCCCAACCAGCGCGGCACUGACACCACCUGAACUGCACGCUCAACUGCGGACAAGCGGCGCGAGGUUCAUCGUCGCGCACUCAUCUCUUCUUUCCACGGCCAGGAUGGCUGCCAAGGAUACAUCGAUUGAAAAGGUCAUCGUCCUCGACGGUCAAUCCGCUACACCGGGCCAACAACCAACCUGCCAACAGCUCGCAAGUACCUGUCCGCCCACCGAGCUGCGCGCAAUCCCGGCCCACGAAGCCGAAUCGCGAAUCGCAUUCGUCUGCUUCUCGUCUGGGACCUCUGGCCCCGCGAAAGGGGUGAUUACCACGCACCGCAACGUCACAUCGAACCUGCAGCAAUGGCGCGCCCAGCUCCUGGAAUCCGGUUCACCGUCGCAACAGAUCGACCGCACCGCCGCAAUUGCCUUCCUCCCCUUCAGCCACAUCUACGGAUUGAACCUCUAUAUGUGCCAGUGCCUGCUGUGGGGAACCCCCGUCGUGAUCCUGCCGCGCUUCGACUUGGACAUGUACCUGUCCUGUAUCCAGAAAUACAAGCCGCAGGAGCUGGCCCUUGUCCCGCCAAUCGCACUGAUGCUGGUCAAAGACGACCGGAUCAAGAAGUACGAUCUGCGAAGCGUGAAGCGCAUCCUGUCUGCCGCGGCGCCACUGACCAUCGAACUCGCGUCUGCGCUCGAGGCUCGGUUCAGAGACAUUUACGGGACGGAGGUCUUCUGCACGCAGUCGUGGGGUCUGACGGAGACGUCGCCGAUGGCAACUGGAAUUCCGAAUGAUCGGAUGGAUAAGCGCAGCACGGGAGUUGGGUGCGUCGUGCGCAAUAUGGAGUUCCGCUUCGUCGAUCCGGAGACCAUGCUCGAUGCGGAAACUGGUAAAGAUGGAUCCAGUGCCCCCGGUGAGAUCUGGUGUCGUGGACCGAACGUCACGCCUGGGUAUUACAAUAACGCCGAGGCGACAAAGGGCGCGUUCCAUGUGGAUGCCGACGAUGGCACCUCGUGGUUUCGCACGGGCGAUAUCGGGGCCAUUGAUGCGGACGGGUACAUUACUAUCCAGGAUCGUAUCAAGGAGAUGAUCAAGUACAAGGGAUUGCAGGUGAUUCCAAGUGAACUCGAGGGAAAGCUCGUUGAUCAUCCGGAUGUGGUCGAUGCCGCUGUUGUUGGGGUGUGGGUGGAUGAGCAGGCGACGGAGUUGCCGACUGCGUUUGUUACGCUGAGGAAUGGGAUCGACGGGAAGGAGAUCAGGAACGUUACUGAGGGCAUUCACACCUGGUUGAACGGCAAGGUUGCGAACCAUAAGCGGCUACGAGGAGGCAUACAUGUUGUCGAGAGCAUCCCGAAGAGCCCCAGUGGGAAGAUUCUGAGACGCGAGUUGAAGCAGCGGUUGAAGACAGGCGCGGAAAAGGCACGCUUGUAGUUUAGUGUAUAUGUAGGAAAUGGAAUUUGCUUCUGAU
Aspergillus versicolor CBS 583.65 is the source of this 1897-nucleotide messenger RNA. RefSeq lists its product as uncharacterized. Bases 148 to 1860 code for a protein of 570 amino acids. The record is from RefSeq and is a predicted model, not a curated record. Lineage: Eukaryota; Fungi; Ascomycota; Eurotiomycetes; Eurotiales; Aspergillaceae. Gene Ontology annotation, biological process: secondary metabolic process. Gene Ontology annotation, molecular function: CoA-ligase activity. The transcript has a single exon.